UUAGGGUCGACCAGUUCCAUGUUGUGCAGCCAGGGCAACAAAUAUUGGAGCAACAGCUGUCGCACUUCUCUCCUGGCCGUUUGGAACCUGUGCGUAAUUUCUGAAAGCGAAGCAUAACCAAUGUACAGUGUGAACGAGAGAUUCAUGCGUUUCUUGCUGCCAUUGACUGGAAACGAGGACAAAACAUCGAUAAGAAACAACGGAACUCACCGCUGAACAUAGGCAUCGUGAGUUCUGGAUGCAGUUGAGCCAGUUGACGCGAUAGGUACAUCUGAUUGCGACAAUAAGUGGUCGACAAGAGAACGUCCAAGGUCCCACCCCUGAUUGCACCGUUCGAGGAUAAUCCGCUGCCGAUUGGAUUACUCUGUUGUCCUGGCGCGGCGGCGGCCGCGGUGGUAGCUGUCGUAGAUGAGGCAACAGCGGGAUCUUCUUGACCUGAAACGAGGAAACGAUGAAAUUGUACACGAUGAACAACCAGAACGCUUAGAAAAUGAAUAAAAUGGUGCUCUAGUGAAUGUGGGAACUUCUCAAAACAUUCUACAAAUCUCGCAAUUAUGAUUGUAAGUAGCCGGACUUUAAUCCAGCAUUUUCCAACGUAAAAAAUUAGCUGAAAGAUACAUUCUGUGGAGUUUAAUGAAGAUUUUAUUCUCGUUCGAUCGAGAUCGAGCACUUCACGAGAGGCGGAAUUUUAGCUGGAACAGUUUCGAAUUAAUACCAUUAAAACAAUUUUUAGUUUGGAAAAUGUUUGCACGUUUAACGGAGAACGGUUUUAUGGAAGAAAAAGAAAAGGAAAGGAAAUUGAAUGAACAAGAAACGAUUUACGUAUAUUCGGAUCGAAUAAAAUGAUUAUGAGAUUGAAAUUACUCUGAAGUCUUGUUGUUUUGUCUUUCAGUGUGGCAUUUGUGUUAUAAGUAAAUAAAUAUUAGAAGUAGAUACUAACAAUAGAAGUAGUUAAUAACAAUAAAGUAGUUUCAUCAGGACAGAUGUGAAAGAUAUCAUAGGAUUUCUAAAUAUGAAUAAUACGUCAAAAUGAAUACUCAAGGGGUUGACGUGAAAUGUUACGUUGCAAACAAAUACGCCACGUAAUGAAAAAUCCAUUUAUUUUACUGAAAUUUCACGCAACCAGCGGGAAUUCGUGUAUUCCCUCGGUGCGCAGAAGCUAGUUGCAUCGUACUUUAUCAGGAACGGUUGCCGAUGCACCAUGCAGAAAUAGUCGAGGCAGCAUCCCGGUAUAUACUAGUUUGCUUUCUCAUCGGUGAUCCUGUUUUUUAAUAAAUAACAUAGCGAGCUAAAUAAUUAAAUAAAUAAAGAAAUAACAGUUGCAAAUUUUAAAAGAAGAUAUUAACAUAAAUACGUAUAGUGAUUAAAAUUUUGCAUUUUCCGAAUUUUAUUUUCGAACUUCAAAAUCAGCGAUCGAUGUGAAUCAUUUUGCCCAAGCAACAAGUGAAAAAUGUGUGAUGUAACUUUUGAAAAUGAACAUGUGAAUUGUUACGAAUAGCGGGAAAAGGAUUUAUUGAACCCGGAAAUCGAGUGUUUUCUUGAAUGACGAAUCGAAAUUCCUCGUCGAUGAAAACAGACCUCAAGGAUUAUCCAUGGUUACGGACCUCCUCAACAAUCCUUGAAGACGUCAAGACAAAUUUGGCAACGGCCCAACGCGAUUUUUUGUAGAACUUUAAAGAAACUUCCGAUUGUCUGCGACUAGAGGUUUCGACAAAGAAUCUUAAAAACGAGUCUUAUCUCCCUUAGUGAAGGAAGCAAAAGAAAAUAAACAGGCCUCAACAAUAUCCACGUGAAACCGAAAUGGAAAACCAUCGCUAAAAAUAGUGAACUGGAUAUACCAGUGAACAGACUAAACAAAAACAAAAGAUGAAAACGGCAUAAUAAUGAAACAAACAAACAUUGAGCGUCUAGUUCGUGUAUCGUGAAUUUUAUACGAUUAUAUUCGAGACAAUUUGAAAACCGACCUAAUAAAACAAGAUCAACCCUUAUUUAAUUUCAUCUUCUACAAAUCAAUCUAAGAAACUCUGAAUUUGCACGAACGUCGGCGGACCAUUCAUCUUUUGCCGUUUAAUUCGUCGCUGAGAUGUGCUCGAUCAUUUAUCAUUAGAAGUAAUUUGUUAUUUGUGAGUUAUUCACGCUUAAAGCGAUAAAUGUACAACAGUGGAGAUAAAUUAAAUGUCAAACGAGAUUUUAUCGAUUUAAAGCGACAUUCCUGUGUCAGUCGUGCCGUUACUAACAAACGGGGCGGUUCUUUAAUUUGAUCCCUGGGUGAUCCUUAUCGAUACAUACUCAACAUGCCAUGUUAUUGAAAUAACCGUUUUACCCAUUUCUACUGCGUCCAUUCGCAAUAUCACAAUCGUACGGUAUAAAAUUAAUAACAGCUAUAACUUUAGCGCUGCUCAAAUGUCCUUCAAUGAACUGAUAAAGCAUGUCGACUCCUUGCCUCAUGUUUCCUUUGGUAACAAUUCUCGUAAGACUCCCUUUACACUUAAUAAUUAACGCGUAAAUAAAUUCUGUACGAUAAAUAUUCAUAAUCGCUAAAUAUUAUUCGUUUCCGAUUACAUUUAUUACAUUCAGUUUCAAAUUCCGAAACCCCAGUGUUAAGUGUGACAUUACAAGGCAAAGAGUUCAACCGCAAAUUAAAGAAACCAAGAACUCCGGACCGUAAAACAUUGACUCAUCGAACACCUGAGUAGCAAUGUUUCAUACAAAAAACACGAAGCUCCUCGAGAUAGAUUUCCCUCCGCAGAAUGUCAGUGGAUGAAUGAAAACCUCGAAUAACUUCAAACUUCAUCGUCAACGAGGAUUGUCAACUCCUUGUUUCCCCUUGAAUGAAAAUGGUACAGACGCAAAGGGACGGAUCUGGUGGGUUUGAGGUGAUUGAGAACGUGUUGCGGAGUGUCCAAUUCUACUACACGCCAAUCCUGGUCUACCUGGGUUCAUUGGGCAACUGUCUAUCAAUGAUCGUAUUCUUUGGCACGAACCUACGCCGGUACUCGUCCAGUGUCUACCUGGGCGCGUUAGCCAUCAGUGACACAGGCUUCCUGAUUUCGGUGUUCGUUGUUUGGCUGGACAUGCUGGAAGUUAGUAUAUUCGACCAGCCAGGUUGCUGCCAGUUCUUCAUCUAUCUGACCACGCUGUGUAGCUUCACUAGCGUAUGGCUAGUGGUUGCGUUCACCGUGGAGCGUUUCAUCGCAGUGAGGUACCCGCUCUAUCGGCAGUCCGUGUGCACUGUUGCCAGGGCAAGGAUUAUAGUAGCUUUGUUGACCGGAUCAGCAGCGAUCCUAUGUAGUCCGGUCCUGUGGUUCUCUGCACUAGCGGUUCAGUACAACGAGAAAGGCAACGUGACAGAGUGUGGCCACUUGACCGAGGGGCUGGAGUCCUGGGCCACCGUCUACAACGCCAUUGACACGGUGCUGACUUUCGCGAUACCGUUCACAGUGAUCAUCAUCUUAAACGUGCUGAUCGCGCGGGCUGUCUCUAGGCACAUCAAAAGUAGAAAAUCGCUGACCGACGAGCAACCACGUGUUUCAACGGAUGGGCAACCACCGUACCCCAACCUCCGUGGCAACUUGGCGCAGACCAAGAUCACUAAGAUGCUAUUAGUUGUGUCCAGCGUCUUCUUGUGCUUCAAUCUGCCAGCUUAUGUCUUCAGGAUCCACGCAUUCUCACAUUUUCAGGAAGAAAUGAACGUACCCCCUUCAGUAGAACUGGCACAGCAAAUUUGCAAUUUGUUGUUCAAUACCAAUUUCGGAAUUAAUUUUAUCCUGUACUGCGCCACGGGACAAAAUUUUCGAAGAGCUAUACGGUACAUAUUCCUGAGGAGAUUUCGUAGACGAAAUGUAACUAUGACGCAGACAUCUAGUCACGGAACGCAAAAUGCAUCAAAGACCGAACGACCGGGAAACGCGUUGAAACGCCAUGACGCUGGUAUAGCUAUGGAACCGUGGAAAGAAUUCCCUGAUCUGAAUGUUAUUUCGCAGUAAAACCUCGUACAAGUUUGCAUAAAAUGAAUAAAGCUUAAUAAUCCGGAAAUGGUUUUUUUAUAGUGACCGAUUAAAUUUUGUUAUCUUACCGGUCUCCGGUUCUGUAGUCGGAAGAGGACCCACAUUCCCAAAGAAUCGUUGAUCCAACAAUUGAAGAAGCUGAAGAGCUGCGUCGUGAACAGGAGCACGUGGGCAACCGGUACUCAUCAGUGUGACGUUGAUGAUGCUCGUGUAAUGAUCGCAAGGAUAUUCUCUGCAAAACGAAGGGAAAUAUUAAAAAUAAUUUGUAUUAUAUUUAUGUAUGAAAGAA
Molecule: messenger RNA, 4296 nt
Organism: Nomia melanderi (Alkali bee)
Lineage: Eukaryota; Metazoa; Arthropoda; Insecta; Hymenoptera; Halictidae
Product: FMRFamide receptor
Biological process (GO): G protein-coupled receptor signaling pathway
Cellular component (GO): plasma membrane
Molecular function (GO): G protein-coupled receptor activity
Source: RefSeq, a predicted model, not a curated record